UGUUCAGAGUUGCACACCUUCACCACAUUUUACACUGAAAUAAAUGGACAGACUAAUGCAGGAAUCCCAGAGUUUUCUUCUGUAACUACUCUGGAUGGACGACAGAUUGAUUAUUAUGACAGUGAGAUAAAGAAGCUGAUUCCCAGACAGGACUGGAUGAAGGAGUUUAUGUCUGAAGACAGAUUUAAAGAAUACGCUGAGAUCAGAGAACGAGUACAGCAGACCAACAAAAUCAACAUUACUGUUCUAAUGCAGCAAUUCAGUCAGACACAUGGUGUUCACACGUAUCAGAGGAUGUAUGGAUGUGAAUGGGAUGAUGAGACUGAAGACUCACGUGGGUUUGAUCAGUACGGUUAUGAUGGAGAGGAUUAUGUCACACUAGAUGUGAAGGAGCUCAGAUACAUCACAGCUGUACGACAGGGAGUAAUAACAAUGAUCAAGUGGAAUAAUGACAGAGAACAGCUUAAAUUACUGAAACAAUACUACCAACAUGAGUGUGUUAACUGGUUAAAACAUUUCUUGAUGUUAAGAAAAGUGGAUUUGGAGAGAAGAGCUCCUGAAGUGUCUCUGUUACAGAGGUAUCCCUCAUCUCCUGUAGUGUGUCAUGCCACAGGUUUUUACCCAUCAGGACUAACUAUCACCUGGUUAAAAAAUGGACAGGAUCAUGAUGAGGAUGUGGAUCUUGGAGAGCUACUACCAAAUGAAGAUGGGACCUUUCAGAAGACUUCUACCCUCUAUAUUCCACCAGAAGAGUGGAAGAAGAACCAGUUUGUUUGUGAGGUAGAGCACAUGGGGACGACCUUCCGGAGGAUUCUGACUGAGGAUGAGAUCAAGAGUAACACCAUCUAUCAAAAUGAAAAGCAGGCCUUAAGAUAA
Carassius gibelio (silver crucian carp) is the source of this 876-nucleotide messenger RNA. RefSeq names its product major histocompatibility complex class I-related gene protein-like. Lineage: Eukaryota; Metazoa; Chordata; Actinopteri; Cypriniformes; Cyprinidae. Gene Ontology annotation, biological process: immune response. Gene Ontology annotation, cellular component: external side of plasma membrane. The annotation marks the transcript as partial. The record is from RefSeq and is a predicted model, not a curated record. The transcript has 4 exons.